This is a messenger RNA of Astyanax mexicanus (Mexican tetra), 1471 nucleotides long. It is a transcript of the gene ndnl2, whose product is annotated as necdin-like 2. Bases 334 to 1122 code for a protein of 262 amino acids. The record is from RefSeq and is a predicted model, not a curated record. The transcript has 10 exons. NCBI's taxonomy places the organism in Eukaryota, Metazoa, Chordata, Actinopteri, Characiformes, Acestrorhamphidae. Gene Ontology annotation, cellular component: nucleus.
GAUGCCGCGCUUAGCAACCACGUGACCAAACAGACGGAAGUUCCAAACUGCGCGGUGUGCCUUCGUUUUUAGACCUAAAUAUGAAGUAAAAUAGUGUUUAUAGGGUUUUAUAUAAGCGAUAAACACUCUUGAUUAUGUGUAGCACUCUUUAGAACUAAUAGUGAGGGGCUCUGUGUGAGUAAAUCGGCUUUAAACGCUGUAAAUGUGUGAUUAUUAGCUGUUAGCUGCUGUUAGCUGUUUCUAACGGUGUGUUGUUAUGAGCUGCCGGAAUGAGGAUUUUAACUGUGAUUUGAGUUAAUUAGAGAGAUUUUCUGUAAUAUCAGGGCUGUAAAAAUGUCUCAGAGGAAGAGAGUGGCGCAUGCUGGCUCCCAGAACAGAGUACCGAGGCGCUCGCAGCAGGUGGUACUGGACGAGGAUGAUGAUGGUGAUGCAUCCUACACACAGCCAACAUCAUCACAGGUCCAGAAGGCCAGGGAGAAUUACACACCUGUCCAGGUCGAUCGUAAGGUUGCUGAGGUGGUACAGUUCAUUCUAAUCAAGGACCAGAAGAAAAUACCCAUCCGCAGGACAGAUAUUGUCAAGCAUGUAAUAAAAGAGUAUAAAGCCUUAUAUCAAGACAUCAUGAAGAGAGCUGACCGCAUAUUUGAGCAGGUCUUCGGUCUGAAGCUGGUGGAGAUAGACGCCAAGAAUCAUAUUUACAUUCUCAUUAACAAGCUGCAGCCUGUGCCUGGAGAGCCAAUCAGCAUGUGUCCAGGAAACCCAAAGACUGGUUUACUGUUCGUCAUUCUCAGUGUCAUCUUCAUGAAAGGAGGAACAGUCAAAGAAAAUGUGGUGUGGAACACUCUGAAAAAGCUAAGAGUGGAUGUCGGUGAGAAGCAUGAGGAGUUUGGAGAUGUGAAGAAAGUGGUCACUGAAGAAUUUGUUCGACAAAAAUAUCUGGAGUACCUGCGGAUCCCUCACACUGAGCCGCUGGAGCACGAGUUCCGCUGGGGUCAGAGAGCCGAGAAGGAGGUUUCCAAGAUGAAAGUGCUGGAGUUCGUCGGAGAGCUGCACAGCCAGGAACCACAGAGCUGGACUCAGCAGUACAGAGAGGCCACAUCUGGUGAAAGUAGUCAGAGAUAGCUGAAGAUAACAGGAGCUGUCAGGGCUGGUUUGGGUAUUUUUUUAGCUUCGGUUCAUCUUGUGUGAACAUCUCAUUUUUAACAAACCAAUAGAACUGGCUCAACAUUGUGAAACUUAGUGUAAAGUUAAUAAACAUUUAAGUUGAGAAUUUUUGUUUUUUGAACAUCAACUAUAUAAGAUCACCAUUUCACGAACACAAGUUUUUAACAGCAUCAGAGAAUUAUAUGCAAAAUGUUUCGGCGUUCAUGUUCUAUAAAACAUAUUUCUGUUCUGUGUUCUGUGUAAUAUAAUAUUAUAAUAAGCUGAAGGUUGUUGUGAGAGUGUUCAGAGUAAAUGUUCACGUGUAGUA